Messenger RNA from Symbiodinium sp. CCMP2456, 1149 nucleotides. The record is from the annotation of a GenBank genome assembly. NCBI's taxonomy places the organism in Eukaryota, Dinophyceae, Suessiales, Symbiodiniaceae.
AUGUCGCGGGGGCACAAGCAGUCCUCGAGGAGGUGGAUCAGCUUCCGGGUCUCGGUGAUGCAGCUGGAGGUCUACAUCCAAACCCUUGGAUUCAAGAGCUUUCUUGAAACGGGCGAGCUGCUCCCAGAGGUCGCGCCACGCUGGAAGACUGGCAUCCCCGAGUUCGACAACGAGUGCUACCUGCUCGGUGCCAUAAGCAGCCUGAGGGAGUUGGAACGGUAUGCUGUGAAUCGUGGGCAGUCCCUCGAUCUUCGUUCGGUGAAGUUUUGCCUCGAGCUAGCGCAGACGAUGGAAGAGGCGUUGAUGCAGUUCAAUUUCAGGAAUAGUUCUUUGCGAGUCCGCUUCGAUGGGGUGAAGUACACGGUCAAGAAGCUGGAGUCGUUGGUCUACGAGAUCGACCUCGCAAGGCAGCGCGAUCCCUCAGCAAUCCUGACAGAGGAGAAAGUGCCAGCUGGGGACGAUGAGCUCCCUGCAGAUCCCAGCUCCGCUAGCGAUGCCCCACCAGCCUUGAACUUGGAGAUUAUUGGCGUCAUCAAGCUCGGGUACGAUGACUUCGAUGAGCGUCGGGAGCAGGUAAUGAAACAGUCGCGUGACGUUGUCAAAGCAGCAAAGAAUGCCAUCUACGCACUGCAUCGUUCAGAUGAGAAGAGAGCAGAUGAGCAGCUGCAGCUUUGUGCGCAGAAGGCCAACGGCAUCUACGCAUCGUUUGCUGCAGCCUCGCCCACAUUGCGAAUUGGAUUCUUCAGCGGCGCCUUGGAAGAGUUAGCCGAGGCACUCGCAUAUCGCGCCUUCCGGAUUGACGGCAAGCUGCUGAGCAUGGAAGAGAUGCAAGACAUCAGCGGCCUAGAAUUCCCUUUGCUCCUGGCCGAGUACUUGGGCGGCCUCAUGGACCUCACAGGAGAGGUUGGUCGACUUGCUGUACGGACCGCCAGCCGAGGUCGUCGCGGGAAGGAAUGCAUCGAAGACUGUCUGGCCUGCGUGCAGGCCGUUUACGACAGCGUUUCCCUGCUUCCGUUCUUGCCUGGAAGCUUGGGCAAGAAGAUGAGCCCUUUGAAGGGCACCUUGGGAAAGAUUGAGCAGGUGCUCUACGAGCUGGCUCUGCUCUCACAAGGCGUAUCCCUGAAACCGAGCGAAGAUGCUGACGAGUGA